Messenger RNA from Ceraceosorus guamensis, 1074 nucleotides. RefSeq lists its product as hypothetical. Bases 136 to 792 code for a protein of 218 amino acids. The transcript has a single exon. NCBI's taxonomy places the organism in Eukaryota, Fungi, Basidiomycota, Exobasidiomycetes, Ceraceosorales, Ceraceosoraceae. The record is from RefSeq and is a predicted model, not a curated record.
AUUUGUGUUUGACCGCGCGCGCCCAUCGCGCUCAGCCCAAGUCCAAACAAGAUGCGGCGCAGCAAGCAGCACCACGCGUGUGCUUGUGGUGAGGCGCUAUAUAGCAAAGCCGUCGAUCAAGGCGAAAGGUGAGCGAUGAGCGCUCUUCCUUUCGCACUAUACGCACGCGCGGCGAUCAUACGCAUCGUCGAAAGCUUCAUUAUUGCUGCUGCUGCUGCUGCAUGCUGGCACGUUGAGCUGACCCUGCGAAACUUGCUCAGUCGCGAGGCCCUCGUUGUAGAGUGCCUCCGCGGCCUUGAGCACCUUGUGAUUUGCCCAAAGGUCGCCGACGUGGUCUCGCCAUCAAGCAAACAACGUGACUUUGACUGCACGCACAUCCCGUACAGCUGUUCAAAGCGCCUUUUUGAGCGGUCAAGUCUAGGAAACGCCUCCUCAGCUUCUCUCGCAAAUGGGACUGAGCCACUUGCCGCCUCGGCCUCUGCCGUAGAGCAGGGAUGCAAGCACAGUCAGGCAGUCCGGCGCGCAUCUGAUCAGUUGGGAAGCGAUCGAGAAUGCGGCAUCCACGUCGGGGCUGCACAGAGCCGCGCGCUGCGCUGUGCGAGCGAUCAGCUUGACCGAGGCUGUUAUUGUGACUCGAGCAGAAAAAGCUGCGAGUCUUCUGACUGCAACGAUGAACCUUGCCUCGCUAGUCGUGACGUGCGGACGAGAUGCUCUUCCUCUUCUGAGGACGCACGGAGCGGCCAUUGCAGCCUUAUUUCUCCUAUUCACGCACCACCUUUGCGACGCUUCUAGUCGCGUCGGUGCCCAUCAAGAUGCGGGUGGGAGCGGUCACACAAGACACGCCACGAACCUGAGCAACGAUGGCUGAUUUAUUGCUGCGCGUUGCGAUCAUGCAGAGCGCUCGAGCAGAAGGAGCGUCGGAUGCCGAGUUAAGAAGUCGGAGCUUUGAGAGUCAGAGAGGAACAAGACGACCCAGAGGGAAUGGAUCGGGCGCGCCGAUUUCUUGAGCGGCCGCGGGUCCAGAAAGGAAGUCUUACUGCUCGCAUCACGCAAGCACGCACUUGUGAGCUUGAC